AAGCGGAGGAAAGAGGUGAACGAGAUUAGUAAGAUUUGACGGCAUCAACAACGCUGUAGCACAUAAAGGAAUAUCAAAAUGGGUAACACCGACUCUAAACUGAACUUCAGGAAAGCAGUGAUACAGCUGACAACCAAAACACAGCCAGUGGAGGCCACAGACGAUGCCUUCUGGGACCAGUUCUGGGCCGACACUGCCACCACUGUGCAGGAUGUUUUUGCCCUGGUGCCAGCCGCGGAGAUCCGAGCUGUUCGGGAGGAGUCCCCCUCCAAUCUGGCAACUCUCUGCUAUAAGGCCGUAGAGAAGCUGGUGCAGGCAGCAGAGUCAGGAUGCCCCUCGGAGAAGGAGAAACAGAUCGUUCUGAACUGUAGUCGUAUGCUGACCCGCAUCCUGCCCUACAUCUUUGAGGACCAAGACUGGAGGGGCUUCUUCUGGUCCACUGUGCCUGGUGCUGGAAGAGCUGGGACAGAUGAGAUGGAUGAUGAUGACGGAGCUCGUCCGCUGGCUGAGUCUCUGCUCCUGGCCAUGGCCGACCUGCUCUUCUGUCCUGACUUCACUGUGAACAGCCACCGGAGAGGACCUGACUCUGUGGAGGACAUGCAGACCAUAGACAGCUGUGAGUACAUCUGGGAGGCAGGGGUGGGGUUCGCCCAGUCCCCCCCACUCAACUACAUCCACGACCUCAACAGGACAGAGCUGCUGAGGCUGCUGCUAACCUGUUUCUCUGAGGCCAUGUACCUCCCUCCCUCCUCAGACAACCCCAUCCUCAACCCCUGGGUCAGCUUCUUCUGCUCCACAGAAAACAGGCAUGCCCUGCCUCUCUUCACCUCCCUGGUGAAUGUGGUGUGUGCCUACGACCCGGUGGGCUAUGGCAUCCCUUACAACCACCUGCUCUUCUCCGACUACCGUGAGCAGCUGGUGGAGCAGGCCGUGCAGAUCCUCAUCGUCACCCUGGAGCACGAGGGAGGAGGGCUGGCCCACCGACCCCCCUCUCCCUCCAGCAUGGAGGACCAGGAUUCUGUGGGCCCUGACAACCUGUUUGUAAACUACCUUUCAAGAAUUCACAGGGAAGAGGACUACGACUUUGUGUUGAAGGGACUGGCUCGCCUGUUGGUAAACCCUCUGAUGCAGACCUACCUGCCCAACUCCACCAAGAAGAUACAGUUCCACCAGGAGCUGCUGGUGCUCUUCUGGAAGCUCUGUGACUUCAAUAAGAAGUUCCUGUUCUUUGUAUUGAAGAGCAGUGAUGUUCUGGACAUCCUGGUACCCAUCCUCUUCUAUCUUAAUGACGCCAGGGCCGACCAGUCCCGUGUGGGUCUCAUGCACAUCGGUGUCUUUAUCCUGCUACUGCUGAGUGGAGAGAGGAACUUUGGCGUGCGUCUCAACAAGCCCUACUCCGUCCACGUACCUAUGGACAUCCCAGUAUUUACAGGGACCCACGCCGACCUACUCAUAGUAGUGUUCCACAAGAUCAUCACCAGCGGUCACCAGCGUCUACAGCCUCUCUUUGACUGCCUGCUCACCAUCGUGGUAAAUGUGUCUCCCUACCUGAAGAGUCUGUCCAUGGUGGCAGCCAACAAGCUGCUCCACCUCCUGGAAGCCUUCUCCACCAACUGGUUCCUCUUCUCCGCCUCCCAGAACCACCACCUUGUCUUCUUCCUGCUGGAGGCCUUCAACAACAUCAUCCAGUACCAGUUUGAUGGAAACUGUAACCUAGUCUACGCCAUUAUCCGCAAACGCAACUUGUUCCAUCAGCUGGCCAACCUGCCGUCCGACCCUGCCUCCAUCCAGAAGGCCUUGCUGAGGAAGAGAAAGUUACCGGACGCCAUCACCGGCAUCUCCCGUACCAGCUCCCAGGAGACGGUGUCCAUGGAGGGCUCCCGUCCGGCCGUCCCCGCAGAGCCAGGAACACUGAAGACCAGCCUGGUCGCUAUACCAGCCAUUGACAAACUGACUGAGAAGUCUCAGGUGUCAGAGGAUGGCACCAUGAUCACUGUGCCAAAGAUGGAACAUUCACACGCGUCACACCACACACCUCAGACUGACCACACACCCCAGGCUGACCACACACCCCAGGCUGACCACACACCCCAGGCUGACCACAGCGCCAUCGUAGGGGUCAGCGACACAGAGUCCAUUUCUGGAAGGGACAAUGAGGAUGUUUUCUACACUGAGGCAGAGAUGGAGAGAAGGCGCAUGUCAAGCACAUCAUCCACCAUCUCCUGUACCUCUCAAUCUCACUGGUCCCCUACACCAGACUGGGUCCUCUCCUGGAAGUGUAAGCUCCCCCUACAGACCAUAAUGCGCCUGCUGCAGGUGCUGGUCCCGCAGGUUGAGAAGAUCUGUAUCGACAAAGGUUUGACGGAUGAGUCUGAGAUCCUGAAGUUCCUCCAGCAUGGCACCCUGGUGGGCCUCCUGCCCGUCCCCCAUCCCAUCCUCAUCAGGAAGUACCAGGCCAAUGCCGGCACGGCCAUGUGGUUCCGCACCUACAUGUGGGGAGUGGUCUACCUGCGCAAUGUGGACCCGCCCAUCUGGUACGACACGGACGUACGUCUCUUUGAGAUCCAGAAGAUGUAGAUAACAGGAAGUGAAGAUGGGACUACUUCCUUUCUUGUUCCUGCCCCUUCCUCCUACUGGCACCCUCUCCCUCGAACCUCACCUGCCUUCAACUUGCCUCAUCAUCAUCAUAAUGCUUGUCCCUCACACCUUCUCUUUGACUUUCCCCGGGCUGUGCAAAUGUGAUGUGGACGAUAUUGUGGGAGGGAGGAUAGCUAGCACCUACUCCAAAAGCAGGAGGUUGAGUUGUACAGGAUUCAAAUUACCCCUGGAGUUGGAUGAGGAUAGGAUUGGACUAUUAUCUACACUGUGUAUCUGUAAGUACACCCUGAAACCUCAAGACUACAGAAUGUCUGUCAAAGCACUAAGACAUUAGAGUGUUAGUAAGCAAACUGUCUUUCCAUCUCCCCUUCCUAAUCAUGGACUCCAUGUUAAAGCUCUAUGUGAAAACGCUGCUUUGAUGGAGAGAGUAUGGGAGACAUUGGUUACACUUUAUUAUGACCUUUAUGAAUAAGCCAUUAUUUAAGCUUAUCCAUAUUUAUAAAUGAUUAUAAAUGUUAUAAAUGCGAAUGAAUUCUAAUGCUUCUAAAUGCGUAAAUGUUUAUAAAUAUGGAUUAAUGGUUUGUGCACUACUUAUAAAUUGUUUACUGUUGCUUAUUCAUGAAAGUUAUUAUAAAGUGUUGCAGAGACAUCAAAAUGAAGCUUCUGGAUAGCAGCCUAAAAUAUUAUUGGAUGGCAUUGCUAUUUAACAUGAAUUGUAUUUAAUUGACAUAUUAAAGUGAGAACGUGUCAUGAUGUGAAAUUGCACUCCUCCAAUGAGACCUUACUGCUAUGUUCUUUGUAAAGUGGCAAUGUACUGUAUCUCGUCAGGAAUUUGAAAAUGACACUAUUGUCUAUUUCAGACUGAAAGAAACAAAUAUCCAAACCAACUUUGUGUUACUGCGUAAAAGUCAAUGGCCAUAUCUUACAUGUACAUUGUUAUAUUUUGUCUGCAUAUCAUUCUGCAAUCAGCAGUGUCGACUGUAAAUACUGUGCUUGAUGUUUAAAGUAGUAUUUUUUUUCUUGAAUUAUACAUAAUAAUAAUAUAUUAUAAACUAUUCAUAAAGGAACCAGCAAAGCCUUUUAAUUCCUUUA
This is a messenger RNA of Coregonus clupeaformis (lake whitefish), 3690 nucleotides long. Its product is annotated as protein HID1. The transcript is spliced from 19 exons. The record is from RefSeq and is a predicted model, not a curated record. The coding region runs from base 79 to 2577 and encodes 832 amino acids. Gene Ontology annotation, cellular component: Golgi trans cisterna; membrane; Golgi medial cisterna. NCBI's taxonomy places the organism in Eukaryota, Metazoa, Chordata, Actinopteri, Salmoniformes, Salmonidae.